AACCAGCUCAUUUCACACAGGGUGAAAUCCAUUCCCUCCAGGCAGCGAGUGUUAAUCCUGUACUCUUGAGACGCAGGGAUGACAUCCAGGGCAGACAGAGUAGCUCGUCAGCAGGACCUGGACCAAGGCAUCGGUACCAACCAGAACGCAACCAAGUACUCUCAGCAGGACUUUGACGCUCUGCAACAGCAGUGUGUGAAGAGCAAACGGCUGUUUGAAGACGACUGCUUUCCAGCAGAAGCCAAGUCACUGGGCUACAAUGAGCUGGGACCGUACUCAUCCAAGACCAGGGGAGUAGUUUGGAAAAGGCCAACGGAGCUGUGUUCUAACCCAAAGUUCAUUUCUGAUGGAGCCACGAGGACCGAUAUUCGCCAAGGAGUUCUGGGUGACUGCUGGCUCCUGGCUGCCAUAGCUUCCCUGACUCUAGACCAGCAGUUCCUGGAUCGUGUGGUUCCACCUGGACAGAAUUUCUCUCAAAACUAUGCUGGAAUAUUUCACUUCCAGAUAUGGCAGUACGGUGAGUGGGUGGACGUUGUGGUUGAUGACCGUUUACCCACCAAGGAUGGGAAGCUGCUGUUUGUCCACUCAGCCGAGGGCUCAGAGUUUUGGAGCGCACUGCUGGAGAAGGCCUACGCUAAACUGUACGGCUCCUAUGAAGCCCUUGCAGGUGGAAGCACCACUGAGGGCUUUGAAGAUUUCACAGGGGGAAUUGCAGAAACAUACUCCCUGAGCCAGGCACCGCCAAACCUCUUCCAGCUCAUGCAGAGGGCCCUGAAACUGGGCUCGCUGAUGGGCUGCUCUAUUGAUGUAAGUCUAGUUUUCAUACUGAUUUGCAUAGUCGUUUGCAAACAAAUAAAUACUCAUCUGACAUGUUUGUUCUUCGUCUUCAAGGAUACUAGUACCUAUGAUAUGGAGACACUUAGAGCUGUCAAACUUGUAAAAGCACAUGGGUAUUCAGUCACCGGAGCCGAAGAGGUGCAUUGCCAAGGCAAGGGGGUUCAGCUAGUUCGCAUCAGAAACCCGUGGGGUGAGGUAGAGUGGACGGGUCCCUGGAGCGAUGGAUCCAUUGAAUGGAACAACAUCAGCAAAGAUGAGAAAGAAAGGUUGAAUAAUGUGUCUGAAGAUGGAGAAUUUUGGAUGUCCUACUCAGACUUCAUCAAGAACUUCUCCAGGGUGGAGAUCUGUAACCUGACGCCAGACACUCUGACCAGUGAGGAUGUUCACCGCUGGAACUAUUACCAGUUUGAAGGCAUGUGGAGGACCGGCUCCACUGCCGGGGGCUGCCGCAAUCACGCAGCCACAUUCCCAUUCAACCCCCAGUUCGUGCUGCGCCUGGAGGAUUUAGAUGAUCAUCCGCUGGAUGGGAAACCAGGAUGCACCUUUUUGGUGGGGCUGAUGCAAAAGUCACGUCAGCAGAGGAGGCUGAACCGAGAGUUUGAACCCAUUGGCUACGCCAUCUAUCAGGUCCCAGAUGGGUACAAAGGCAGCAGCAGUGUGCGUCUAGGUCCAGACGUCCUGCUGGGGCAGGACCCUGUUGCCAUGUCCAGCUUUAUGAAGGAACGUGAAGUGUGCGAACGCUUCAAACUCCCUCCAGGAGAAUACGUCAUCAUUCCCUCCACUUUCCUUCCUCACAAAAACGGCUCUUUUACUCUCAGGAUGUUUUCUGAAAAGCAUGCUCCAGCCAGUCCCCUGGAGGCGGAGAUCGGUGCUAAGAUGGUGGUGGAGGAGACCUUCGAGAAGAAUGUGGAUCCUUAUUUCAAGCAGCUCUUCAAGCAGAUUGCUGGUUCUGACAAUGAAGUGUCUGCCCAUCAAUUGCUUGAGAUUUUGAACAAGGUCGUCUCAAAAUGGACUGAUGUCAAGACACAUGGCUUCGGCCUGGAGACAUGUCGCCUCAUUGUCAGUCUGCUGGAUAGAGAUGACAAUAACACACUGGGACCACUGGAGGUUCAAGUGCUUUGGACAAAAUUGCAGAAAUACCUGGAGAUCUUCAAGAACCGUGACACAGACCACUCUGGCACCAUGAGCUCACACGAGAUGAGAGACGCUGUCACUGAAGCAGGUUUCCAGAUCAACAGUGCCGUGGUGGAGGCGAUCGUCAGUCGUUACGCUGACGCUCAGUACGCCAUAGACUUUGACAGCUUUGUGGGUUGCCUCAUCAAACUGGAGAUGCUCUUCAAAAUGUUCAAGUCUCUGGAUAAAAACAACUCAGGCAAGAUUGAGCUGGACUUACAGCAGUGGUUGUGUCUGGCCAUCUACUAAUUCUGGAGCGAAUCAGAGCCGUCAUCGACACUACUACAGCAGUGAUGUCACUCAUUUUCAAAUGUUCAAUCUAGAUGUCAAUUUAAUUUUUUUUACAUUUUAUUUUUCAACAUUCUUCCUAUUGACUCGAAUGCACGCUCAUAUUGUUACCAUAGCAACUAGGUGUGGCCCAUAACGAGCAGCUCAUAAUGGUGGUGGAAGAAAUUUAAAGUUAAUUCAUCAUAUCUGUGUGGAAUUUAAGUGCAGGAUUCAGGUGGUGACUAAAGGUAUUAAGUGAAAAUAAUAAAGCAAAGGGUUUUUCUGAGCUUGUUUUGCAUUAUGAAAAUAAAAGUGCACUUACUUAAAUCCAUGCUAGGAUGUUGUCUGGCACUUCUACUGAUAUCUGCCUCAAGUGCUACUAAGUACUAAGACUCAAUGGUAAGCUGUAUCGCCUCUUUACAUCCAUUAAACACAAUUUUAAAAAUUGGGCAAAAUGUUAAAAUAGUGAAUUUUUGUGUUUUGUGUUCAUAGAGGGUGUGAAUGAGGCAUCAAAGGAAAAGACAGUGAAACAACAGCAUAUAUAAAUGUACAAGCCCACUGUGUAAAAUAGACAUAAAAACCGAAUGUAUGUGAGAGGCGACGCUCAGUCUAACCCACACGUCCAUAUCAGAUGUGACACAGUGAGUGCCUGCAAGAAUUUACCAGUAGAUGUCACAACAGUCAUAGAUCUGGGCUUUACAGCCUUUUGGGCUGUGGCCAGACUUGCAGCAGCAGAAAGGCUUUAACUCAGAGCUAUGCAGCAGCCAUUUCCUGUCAUGUGUCGCUCAGAGCUGCGUUUCCUCUUUGUCAGAGCAGCUCCUCGCUGCCGUUAGCUCUGGUGAACAGUGAAUAAAAUCCACAAUCAAGCUAAACUGAAAGGUUUUAUGAAAAUCUUGCUUCAUACAGAUAAUAAAUUUUACUUUUUAUAUAUAUACGUGGAUAGAAGUUGGAACAGGAUAUGAGGAGGGGGUGGGGGACUCUGGUGACUGGUGAGGAAGCAAGUUUCUGAAUUUAAAAAUAGCCUCUGUGGAGAAACAUUUAGUCUCUAUUAAAGUUGAAAUGGGACUUGAUCUAUGUGGAGAACACUAUGCAGAAAAUACUCAGCAGGAUAUAAGUAUGGAUUUUAUAUAGCAACAUUUGAAAGGAACACAGCAGCAACAAGGACCGGGUGUGUGGUAUAAAAUCCAGACCACAGGUUGCACCACUUGUUAAUAAAUGUUAAAUCCACAUCAGUACUUCACAAUCGCUUACCCAACGUGCAUCCAUGGGUUCA
This is a messenger RNA of Betta splendens (Siamese fighting fish), 3550 nucleotides long. Its product is annotated as calpain-2 catalytic subunit-like. Gene Ontology annotation, molecular function: calcium-dependent cysteine-type endopeptidase activity; calcium ion binding. Gene Ontology annotation, biological process: proteolysis. The transcript is spliced from 20 exons. The coding region runs from base 79 to 2259 and encodes 726 amino acids. NCBI's taxonomy places the organism in Eukaryota, Metazoa, Chordata, Actinopteri, Anabantiformes, Osphronemidae. Gene Ontology annotation, cellular component: cytoplasm. The record is from RefSeq and is a predicted model, not a curated record.